Messenger RNA from Aureobasidium melanogenum CBS 110374, 1590 nucleotides. RefSeq names its product MFS general substrate transporter. Gene Ontology annotation, cellular component: membrane. Gene Ontology annotation, biological process: transmembrane transport. NCBI's taxonomy places the organism in Eukaryota, Fungi, Ascomycota, Dothideomycetes, Dothideales, Saccotheciaceae. The record is from RefSeq and is a predicted model, not a curated record. Gene Ontology annotation, molecular function: transmembrane transporter activity. Bases 1 to 1590 code for a protein of 529 amino acids. The transcript is spliced from 3 exons.
AUGGACGACACUGCUAUCAAGCCGGCUCUCUAUCCUGCUUUCACUGAGGAAACGGACCUGAAGCCUAGCGUUCAGGUAGGCAGGGAUCACAUUGAUCUCCGUCCACAUGAGUCUUACGAGGGCGCACACAGCUGGGACCCUCUAGCAGAGUGGUCUUCGGAGGAAGAGGCUCGGGUUGUGCGGAAAGUUGAUUUUUAUCUUCUUUCUUGGAUCUGCCUGAUGUUCUUUGGGCUGCAGCUUGAUCGAGGCAAUAUUUCGAACGCUUUGACGGAUAACAUGCUACCGGAUCUGGGUCUGAACACCAAUGACUACAACAAUGGUACCACAGUGCAGCUUCUCUGCUUCCUUGCGGCAGAGUUUCCAGUUCAACUCUUGAUCAAACGCUUUGGCUUCAAGCAAAUUUUGCCCUUGAUGAUGAUGGGAUGGGGUACUGUCUCGUGGGGUCAAGCAUUCAUGACCAACAAGACUGGCUUCUAUAUCACAAGAGCUUUAAUCGGUCUCUUCGAGGGUGGAUUCAUUCCAGGAACGAUCUUGUUCGCGUCUUACUUCUACAAAUCCGCCGAACUAUCGGUACGAUUGGCAUGUUUCUGGUCAACACUCAAUGUCGCCCGUGUAAUCUCUGCUCUUUUGGCAGCGGGUAUCUUGAAGAUGCGCGGUAUCCAUGGUCGUCCUGGAUGGUUCUGGUUGUUCCUGCUUGAAGGUUUAUUGACUUUCAUCAUUGGUCUUGUAAGCUACUUUUACCUGCCUUACUCGCCUACACGAACCAAGAGUGUGUUGUGGCGUAAAGGAUGGUUCAACGAGCGUGAAGAAACCAUUCUCGUCAACCGUAUCCUCAGAGACGAUCCUGCCAAAGGAUUGACAGCGAUCCAAGAACCAGCUACCAUGCGCGACAUCAUCAACACCUGGAAGGAUAGCUCAACAUGGGGUCUAUACCUCAUUGGCCUUAUUGCAUAUAUUCCCGCAGCGCCCGUCUCUGGCUACCUCUCCCUAACGCUAAAACGUCUUGGUUUCUCGACCUUCGACUCGAAUAUGCUCACCAUCCCUUCUGCUGUUCUGCAAAUCAUUCUGAUGCUUGCUCUGGCAUACAGCAGUAACUACUUCCUCGAACGUACAUGGCACUGCAUCUUUGGCGAGUUCUUCAUCAUGCCAUUGCUCAUCGCCCUGCUCGCUCUACCCUCUGGCGGCUACAAUUGGGGCCGCUUCUCCAUCUCAACACUGAUUAGUGGAUAUCCCUACUUCCAUCCCAUCGUUGUAGCAUGGAUCAGUGAAAACACUUUCGACGUCAAGAAACGUGCCAUUUCCGCUGCCACAUACAACGUUAUUGUGCAAAUCGGCUCGGUAAUCAGCUCUCAAAUAUACCGCAAGGACGACAGUCCUUACUACUAUCGCGGCAACAAGGUACUCGUCUCCAUCUGCGCAUUGUCGCUUGUCACUUUCGUUGUGCAGCGCGAGUAUCUGCGAUAUCUGAAUCGCCGCAAGGAGAAGGAGUGGUCUCAGAUGAGCAAGGAGGAGCAGCUGGCUUACCAGUCUGACCAAACGGAGAGAGAGAAGGAUGGCAACAAGAGACUGGACUUCAGAUUCCAGUACUGA